GUAGAAUUUUUUCUGCCUUCUUGAAUGCGACAUGAAUGUGUUAUUCCUACAGCGUGCAUUCCUUUUAGAGAAAGACAAUAUUGAAGGUGUGGACAGUCAUGUCGUUUACCAAAAAUAAGAAAAAUGGAAAGUCAUCUCCGUGUAGACAGAAAAUCUAAACCGUUAGCGUGGGGUUUCUUUUCUGAUGUUUCUCGUGCAUGCAUCGACCAUCCCAAAGUAACGCUCAUUCGAAAAUUUAAGACCUAAUGGAGCAAUGCUGUGAAACGUUACUGGAAGAAAUCAUGUUCGUAUGAUCAGUUGCAGAGGUGAGGGUAGACGGCCUCCCUAAGCUCUAAAUUUAGGGUUUAAAGGACAGAAGCAAAAAAGAGGACAAACUUACCAAUGUCUCUUCCAAAGAAGAAAGAGGUUCCAAAUUUACAUGGAGAUAUUGUCAGUGUUAUGCCUCCAAACAUCACAGAAAACAUCCUUUCCCGUUUGCCUAUCAAGGAAGCAGUGAGAACUUCCAUCUUAUCUAAAAAAUGGAGAUAUAAUUGGUUUACUCUUCCAGAACUCGUUUUCGAUUGUAGCCUUGGACAUCCUUUGAUAAACCAAAAUGAUAAGCUUGUAAAAUUUGUAAAUGGAGUUGUCUUGCUUCAUAGAGGCCCUAUCUGCAAGUUCGUGCUUUCUCGUCUGUGGAUUCCGAAUUCCUCAGAUAUAGAUAAGUGGAUACUAUGUGCAUCAAGAAAUGGUAUACAGAAAUUAAUCCUUGAUCUGCUGCCCCAGUCUAAGCAUUAUGAGUUACCAUUAUGUCUCUACUCUUGUGAACAACUGACUCAUAUGGAACUUAGCUUUUGUACACUAAGACGUCCACCAAUGUUUGCAACCUUUAAGUCCCUCAGGAGCCUUCUGCUUUAUAAAAUUGACUUUGUUGGCUUCACAUUUGAGAAUCUGAUUGCCAGGUGCCCACUGCUUGAGAGAUUGAAAAUAGAUGGGUUUACAGGUUCAACUGACCUCAUAAUCUAUGGUCCUAUGCUGAAAGACUUGGUGAUUGUUGGUUUUUGCACGGUUAUGCGAAAGAUAUGCUUCAAGAACACUCCACUUCUAGCUUGUGUGUCUCUUGAUUUGGAAUGUUUUGAUUUGCAACGUGAGCGGGACGAAUCUUCCCGUUUGAUGAAUGUUGUUGCAUGUCUUGAUGGUGUUGAGAAGCUUUCUGUUCGUGGGAAUUUUCUCAAAUUCUUGGCUUUGGAUUUGGUUCCAAAGAGUCUUCCAAAUACUUUUUAUCAUCUUAAGAGAUUGGAUCUGGAAAUCUGCUUUAAUGAUUCUCCUACAGUUUCAGUGGGACUCUGCUUGAUUAGAAGCUCCCCAAACUUGGAAGAACUCAAGAUUGAUGCGCUUUCCCGCAAAAACACUCAUCCUGCAUUUUGGGAAGUACAUCAUGGACCAGAGUGCUCAUUAAAUCAUCUUCAAAAUGUGAUUAUUACUUCCUUUGAUGGUCUGAGAACUCAAUUAGAGUUCAUUGAAUUCCUACUCACUGUUACACCUGCUCUUGAGAAGAUGAUUGUUAAUGGCUUCAAAGAAGAUGAUACCGAAGGCGAGCCCAGACAUGGACCCAAAAUGUUGGAGGAAUUGAUGGGAUUACCUAGACUGUCAAUGGAAGGAAAAAUUGAAUACUUUGAGAAUGGUGAAUUAGUGGAAUUUAGAAAAUGAAGAGUGCAUCAUAGUUAUCAUUGAGUAUUUGACUCCAAGGUUAGGGCAACCUACCAAUCCAUAUGAUCACAUUGACGGAAGGGUAAACAAAGUAAAAGACAGUUGGACCUGAUAUCCUUAUAUGGUAGAUGGGACAUAAUUUCAUUAUGUAAAAAUUCCAUUUGGUUGGGUUAUUCCCAUGGACAUAGAAAAUAUGUUAGCUUUUAUUUAAGUAUGAUAGAAGGAAUCAUUGAACAUGUUUCAA
Macadamia integrifolia is the source of this 1930-nucleotide messenger RNA. RefSeq names its product F-box/FBD/LRR-repeat protein At1g13570-like. The transcript is spliced from 4 exons. The coding region runs from base 382 to 1686 and encodes 434 amino acids. Gene Ontology annotation, molecular function: protein binding. The record is from RefSeq and is a predicted model, not a curated record. Lineage: Eukaryota; Viridiplantae; Streptophyta; Magnoliopsida; Proteales; Proteaceae.